AAGCAAACCCUCACAAAAAUAAACUUUCCCUCUCUUUCACAAUCUUCACAGCUCUUCAAGCCUUGAAGCGCCAUUCCUUAAAAUAAAAAGAAAAUCCCUCUUUCCUUUUUUUCCUCAAUUUCAAAGUUCAGUUGUUUUGUUUUCUUACAGAAAUAGAAUCAAACAGAAAGAAAUAAUAUAUAUUUUUUGUUCCAAGCAAUUACUGACUAUGGUCAUUAACUUCUCUUCAUGUCCAGUAUCCACUUGUCAUUAAGGUAUGGUACCUGGGAAUAACCAUGUUCAGAACCAUAACCGCCAAGAAGAUGGGGAGAAAAACCCAACUAAGAGAGGAGCUUCUAGGUCGUGGGGCACGACCGUUUCAGGUCAAUCCGUUUCGACUAGUGGUAGUGUUGGCUCUCCCUCGAGCCGGAGUGAGCAAGCUAUGGCUACACCAGCUAGUGAGAACACUUUUUUAAGAUCGAACCAUCUCGGUAUUCACGGAGAUGAUGCUGGAUCUCAUGGUACUGUUGGUAGUAAAAAUAAGAAGAGAGGUCAACGUGUAAUUGGAGGUGAUAAGAGCGGCAGAGGACUCCGCCAAUUUAGCAUGAAAGUUUGUGAAAAAGUGGAAAGCAAGGGAAGAACCACAUACAAUGAGGUAGCAGAUGAACUUGUAGCUGAAUUUGCUGAUCCUGGCAGUAGUGUAGCAUCACCAGAUCAGCAACAGUAUGAUGAGAAAAACAUCCGGCGAAGGGUUUAUGAUGCUCUGAAUGUACUAAUGGCAAUGGAUAUCAUAUCUAAGGAUAAAAAGGAAAUACAAUGGAAGGGACUUCCUCAUACUAGCCUGAGCGAUAUCGAAGAAUUAAAGACUAAACGGCUUGGACUGAGAAAUAGGAUUGAAAAAAAAGCUGCCUAUCUGCAUGAGUUGGAGGAACAGUUUGUAGGUCUUCAGAAUUUGAUACAACGAAAUGAGCAAUUAUUCAGCUCAGUAAAUGCUCCCAGCGGGGGUGUGGCUUUGCCCUUUAUCUUGGUGCAGACACGCCCUCAUGCAACCGUUGAGGUAGAAAUAUCGGAAGAUAUGCAGCUGGUGCAUUUUGACUUUAAUAGCACUCCAUUUGAGCUCCAUGAUGACAACUAUGUUCUGAAGGCGAUGAAAUUCUGUGAAACACCACUAAGUGACGAAAUGGCACACAAUUUUUCUGCAGAUGGUGAAUGUUCUAGUAUGUCGACAAUGUACCAACAACAGAUCCUUCCUCCCCCCAGAACAAGCACACCGGGUAGGCCUCCUAUGUCACCGCCUCUUCCCGGAAUAUUGAAAGCACGUGUCAAGCAUGAACAUUGAUAGUUGAGUUUCAUGCUGAGUACCAUGGGGAAUAAGCUAUUUGUACAUUAUGUAAAGUAAUUUGCCAGAAGCAUGCCCUGUAAGAUCAUCCUCGCCUCAUAAUAUUUUACCCCACAUUAAGCCUGAUUAGUCUGUUUGCUUGAAGGCUAUUCAAGGGGUAUCGCUUCUGGCAAGUCCAGUUUUUACAGCUUCAUAAUUUGCUCUUGUAAUUCUUUAUCCUAUUUUCUCGUCCUUACUGAAGUAGAAAUUAGCUUACUUGUGUUAGACCGGAGAAAUUGUUCGAUGCAUAUAGAAUCAUAGAAUGAACUAGUUUAUAAAACCGCAUUUGCCCUAUUACUUUUUUCUCAAAUCAUUUAUUCAGUU
Molecule: messenger RNA, 1681 nt
Organism: Durio zibethinus
Lineage: Eukaryota; Viridiplantae; Streptophyta; Magnoliopsida; Malvales; Malvaceae
Product: transcription factor-like protein DPB
Biological process (GO): regulation of cell cycle; regulation of transcription by RNA polymerase II
Cellular component (GO): transcription regulator complex; nucleus
Molecular function (GO): DNA-binding transcription factor activity, RNA polymerase II-specific; RNA polymerase II transcription regulatory region sequence-specific DNA binding
Source: RefSeq, a predicted model, not a curated record